This is a messenger RNA of Mytilus trossulus (common blue mussel), 5381 nucleotides long. Its product is annotated as ankyrin-1-like. The transcript is spliced from 5 exons. The record is from RefSeq and is a predicted model, not a curated record. The coding region runs from base 123 to 4265 and encodes 1380 amino acids. Lineage: Eukaryota; Metazoa; Mollusca; Bivalvia; Mytilida; Mytilidae. Gene Ontology annotation, molecular function: protein binding.
UAUAGAUGGAUAACCUUCACAUGAGGAAAUGGUUUAAUAUGAAGAUACUUGAAAAUAUUCAGUUUAAAAAUAGAAAUUGCGUAUCACAUAUUUCCCAUCAAAACAUCUGACGAAACAUAAUUAUGGCCGAUUCUUCUGAACAAAAACACAGAAAGAUAUCUGUAUUAACACCCGAAGAAAUAAACUACCUUCGAAUAGCAAAUUUGAUUCUUAGAGUGGCACCAACUGCUGUAAGAGUUAAGUUUGACAAAGAGCUUAAUCCUACAGUAUUACAGAAAACACUCAAUCAAAGCAGAUGGAAUAAGUUAGACCCACUGAAAAACAAGAGAAUAAUAAAUAAAGCUCAGUGGGAUUUAAUCUUUCCAAAGUCAGGCAAAGCGUGUUCAACAACUUUCGAUUUGACUCUGAUGAUUUGUCUGAUUAGAAACCUAACACCAAUAUCAGUAGGAGAUUUAUUGCCAGUCACUUCAGAUACAAGUGAAGGAGCAGAUUUAUGCAGGCUAAAGCAUUACAGGAACAUGAUAGCUCAUUGGGAUGGUACACUAUCGGACAAAACAUUUGAGGAGUGCUGGACCGAUAUAAGUCAGGCAAUUACAAGAUUAGGUGGUACUAGCUUUGUACAGACUUGCAGUGACUUAAAAGUCAGCUUAUUGAACAAUAGUGAUAAGGAGAUACUGAAAGAAAUAAAAAAUAUAGAGAGAUCUAGUGAUCCAGUUCCAAAAGGUGUACGAAAAAUAAAUGGAGAACUUAUUGACGAAUGGGAAAAGGUCAAAGUAGCAGAAACAAGUGCUAUCAAACGCAUAGCUGAACUCAUUGAAACAGAAAACUUUGUGGUGGCAGUAGGAUCCUCUGGGUGUGGUAAAUCUACUGCAAUCCAUUACGUGGCUCUCCAAUUAUAUCAUCAGCAGAGUUAUGAUAUAAUACCUGUAUAUAGUCCAGAGGAAGUUAGACAAUAUUAUAAUCACGAAUGUAAACAGGUUUAUAUAAUUGAUGAUAUAUGUGGCAAAGCUACCAUUGAUACAAAUAUUAUUAAUAAUUGGUAUAGGCAAUCAAACGAAAUCCAAAAAAUAUUAAUAGAUCAGAAAGUUAAAAUAUUAUCCUCUUGUAGAAUUCAUAUAUUUCAAGAUCGUUUAUUCAAAAAUCUUUCUUCGCUAUCCCCUAAACCAUGUGAUUUGAUAAAAGAUUACAAAUUGACCUGUGAUGAAAGAAAGACUAUAGCUAGUAUUUAUUUAACAAAAGAUGAAAUGAAAAUGAUAGAAAACAUUUUUAGUAUCGAAGUUGGGAAAAAAAACAUCGAAAUCUCAUUUGAACAGUUUGAUUGUUUUCCUCUUCUAUGUAGCAUUUAUUCCACACAAAAAUGUAACAAUAUUUUAGAUUUUUUUAGGAAUCCUGUGCAAGUUGUGAUAAAUGACUUGAAUCUUUUAAUAGAUGCUAAUGAUCAAAAAACAAUUGCUGUACUAAUGCUUUUGAUCGUUUAUAAUAAUACUAUAAACGACAAUUUGUUAUCUCGAACUUCGGGCAUAAAACAGGUUCUUGAAGCUAUUUCUGAUAAUUUCCAUUUGCAACAAUGCUUUUCAAUUCAGUGUGUUAAAUCAGAACUAGAUAAUUUGAACCAGUCUUACGUUAAAAAGAUAGGACACAAUUACACAGUUAAACAUGACAAACUAUAUGAAAUUUUAGUCUUGUUUUUAAGUGAACACAAGUUCGAUGUUUUACUUGAUCUUGCACACACGAAUACAAUACGUGACAUGUUUGUACUGGAGUCAUCAAACGAAGCAGAAAGUGAUAGUGUUGGCCAUGUAAACACUUUUGUUAACGUCUCGAGAGAUAAAGAAGAUAGCUAUUUCGAUCGUCUUAUAAGAGAUAUAAACGAUGGAUUCAUAAAAAAUGUUUUAAAUAAUAAACAAAUGAAAUUUCCUUACUUUCGCAACAUCAUAAUUAAAAGAUUUAAAAGCGAAUCAAAUACAGUAAGCGUAUUAAAUAACCUUCCUAAAUAUGUCUCAUCGUCAUUGUUCAUAGCAAUGGUUCGUCUCGGUUCUUGCGAAAUGGCUGCAAUUUUGAUAGAUCAUGUUGAUUCAGAUAUUGCGUUCAGAGAUGCCUUGCAAACUGCAACAGAUACAGGAUCAACAAAUAUUGUGAAAUUAUUAUUAGAGCAUAAUAUUGAUCCUCAAUGUAUCAAUAUUAUAAACGGAGAACAAAAGGCUCCAUUAUUUGAAGCAUCGAAAAAAGGUUAUAUUGAGAUUGUUGAAUUAUUGCUUAAAUAUGGAGCUGAUCCCGAUAUACGUCUUGAUAGGGAUUUACCAUAUGCAUACAUUCCUGUUAUAAAAGGGAAACCUCUUUCCCAUUCCAAGGAUUACGAAUCGCCUCUUCAUGUCGCUAUUGAAAAUGAACAUUCUGAUAUCGUAAAAGUUUUGCUGCAUCACAAUGCAGACGCGAACAUUGAUGGAUGGGACGGGACUCCUCUGUACCUAGCUGUAAUGAAAAGAAAUACUGAAGUAGUAAAAUCUUUGUUAAUUCACAAAGCGAACCCCAAUCAUACCACAGAUCAUAAUAAACCCGUUUUAUAUAUAUCUGCAGAAAAUGGGGAUUUUGAAAUAGUUAAAUUACUGCUUGAUAACGAAGCUAAUCCUAAUCUUACUUUUCAUGAGAACAAUAAGUCACCUCUUCAUAAUGCUGUAGAAAAAAAUUAUAUUGAAAUUGUUAAAUUACUGUUAUCGCAUAACGCCAAUCCUUAUACUUUGGAUAAACAAAAUAAAUCACCAAUCUUUACUGCUUUGGCCCUCGGAAACAUUGAUGUAUUUCUUUUAAUGACAAAAAUGCUAAACACUGUACCGGUUGAUGCUGAACAUAUCUGGGCAAUUAUUUUGUAUUUUGCUUCAUUUCAUGGAAGAAUAGAUACACUUAUAUCACUUUUGGUGGAGAAAAACAUUGAUGGUAACAAUAAUAAUUAUAGUGAAUACAAACAAACGCCGUUGUACAUUGCCUCGGAGGUCGGAAACUUUCUUGUGGUUUUUAUACUUUUAGAACAUAAGUGUGAUCCUAAUAUUGCUGAUAUGUUUAAUGAAACACCGCUGCUCAUAGCGUCAUACAUGGGUCAUACUGAUAUUGUAAAACUGCUUUUAGACGCAGAGGGUGAUCCCAAUAUCUCCAACAUUUACAAACAAACACCUUUACACAUGGCAUCAAGUUUAGGUCAUACGGAGAUUGUAAAAUUGUUGUUAGAAAACAACAGUUACCCGAAUACUAUUAAUAUGGACGGUGAAACUUCUUUAUUUAUUGCGGCAUCAAAAGGUCAUGCAGAAAUUGUUAACUUUUUAUUAGAAAAUGGUGGUGACCCUUAUAUUAGUAAUAAAUUCAACCAAACACCACUCCAUGAAGCUUCAUAUCAAGGUCAUUCUGAAACUGUAAAAGUAUUGUUAGAACAUAAUGCUGAUCCUGCUAUCAGCGACAAAGAAAAUGAUAGUCCUCUUUAUACAACAUUGUUUGAAGGCCAGAGAAGGGUUAUGGAUGUAUUGUUUAAACACAAUCGGGACUCUAAUAUCCGAGCAUGGUAUCAUAAAACACCUUUAUGUAUAGCUACUUCACUUGGUUAUACAGAGAUUGUUAGACUGUUGUUAAAAUACGAUACCAGCUCUAAAUGCAAAAACAAAAUAUUCUUAGACAACAGUUACCUAUUUGUUUUUGGUCCAUUUAUUCAAACACCACUACUUCACGUCACGUUUAUGGGGUAUACUGAAAUUUUAAAGCUAUAUUUAGAGCAUUCCUGGGAUCCUAAUAUUGCAAACCGCGAUAACCAAACACCACUCUAUAUGGCUGCUUUUAAAAAUAAUGCUGAGGCUGCGAAAAUAUUACUUGAAUUUGGAUGCAACCCCAACAUUUCUUCGAGGUCCAAAAUAACACCGCUUUUCGUAGCUUCUGCCAAUGGUUAUACUGAAAUUGUAAAACUAUUAUUGGAACAUAAUUGUAAUACUAAUAUAGUAGAUGUACAUGGAACAACGUCCAUCUAUAAAGCCUCAGAAAACGGCCAUGUCGAUGCUGUAAAACUCUUGUUAGAAUACAAUAGUGAUCCAAAUAUUUGUAAUAAUUUAAGUGAAACGCCUCUUCAUGUUUCUGCUUUAACUGGUUGUGUUGAAAUUGUGAAAUUGUUAUUAGCCAGCAAGUGCAAUCCGAACAUUUUCAAUUCAAAAAAUGAACAACCUGUAGAUAUUGCUAAAAGAAGAGGGCAUACAGACAUUUUGAAUUUGUUACAAAAUCCGACUACAUAAGUCCAAUGAUUAUCUAUAAGGCAAAAUAUAGUUUAUUAUGUGUAACGUGUAUAGUAUAUUACUACAAAUUAAGCAAUGGUCGUUAUUUUUAUUAAAUUCUUUAACAAGGCAAAGUUUCUGCUGAUCUUAUGGUGUUUUCUUAAUAUUAUUUGACUAAUGGGAUAAAAAAUUGAUGGAUGUGUUAUAUUUAAUACCAUUACCUUCUGUCAUUUUCCUUUGAUAAAUCUAGAAAUUAUUUUUAGAAAUACUAAGUCAGAAAUGAUCCAAGAGGCUUUUUAUCUUAAACAUGUUAAAGUUUAAUUUGUGUCUGCAAAUGUUAUUUGGUGUAAUUUUAGUAUGGUCGUAAUACAGGCUAAAUACAGUUGAUAAUAUGCUGUUAAAUGGCUUGAUGUAGUAUCAGCUUUUAAAUAUUUUAAGAUAAAAAAAAUUGGCAGCUUAUUCUUUAUUGUAUUACUUAUUAUUGUUUCUCGUGUAUCUGCGUUCUUUGAUUAUGAUUGAUCAGUUGUUUCCUUUCAUUCUAAUCAAAUGUUCUAUGUAUCUAUAGUUAUUCCUGUGAAAUUAGAUUGAAAUCAUUAAGUGAUCAUAUAUUUUUUUUAUUUAAAUAUGUGAUUUUGUUGUCAUUCUUUAUCCAAACUGUAAAAUGGUCUGAUGCGUCACAUGUAUACAAUCGUAUAUAUGAUCAAUUUAUUUUUUAUGACAUGUUUCAUUCAUAUGGAUUUUUACGGGUGUCUUUAACAGAAGAAUAGUUUAAAAAAAAAAUUCAAGAAAUUAGACAGAUAUACAUUUUUUCGUUUAUACAUGUUAUAGUUCGAUUAGAAUUCCUUUGACUUUUAAUUCAUCUAAACAAAAUACUGCUUUUUCGACAUAUUUUAUCCCCGAGAUGAGAGGGAUCAAAAUAAGCAAGAUAAAACUUUAAUCUCUGUUUUAAAAAAUUCCAAUUUACUGCAGAUGUCAGCAUCGCUUUACCGUGUAUUCAUCUAUUGAAAUUACAUGUAGUAGAUGUUUCUGAAUAUAACUUUUUCAUGAAAAGAUUGUAUAUGUAUUUUUGUAUAUAUUUGUAUGGUAUUAAUUGUCUUCGCAUGAAUAAAUUAUUUAUUAAAAGUGGAAAAAACUUCA